GUCCGUAGAGCCUCAAGAGAGGCCGUCAGACCGCAACUCCCCCAUCCCACACAAUGCGCGCCACGAUACUGCGACGCUUCCUCACGCCGGCUGUAUGGAGGCCGGCCGUGCCAAUGGCUGCGCCUUUGAUUUCGAAGAUUACCCCGGCGGCGAGGGCGUUCAGUAGCACUCCUACUGUCUUGACGACUUUGAACCAAGUUGCUAAGGGAUGCCGCAAACCCCAACGCGCACGCAAACAAACCUCCCCCGCGCUCUCCACCGUCUGCGCGCCCGAACUCAAAGGCGUGUGCCUCAAAGUCGGCGUGACGAAGCCCAAGAAGCCCAAUUCGGCGGAGCGGAAGACGGCGAGGGUGAGGUUGAGCACAGGGAGAGUGGUCAAUUGCUAUAUUCAGGGAGAGGGACAUAAUGUGCAGCAGCAUUCCGUGGUGUUGGUUAGGGGGGGCCGGUCGCAGGAUUGUCCGGGUGUGAGGUAUCAUUUGGUUAGGGGGGCUUUGGAUUUGAGUGGUGUUGGAAACAGAGUUACGAGCCGUUCGAAGUAUGGGACGAAGAAGCCGAAGAAGGUGGCUGCAGAAUAAGGAGGUGUAGGUCGGAUGACAAGGGGCGGAGGAAGAUAAAUGUGCGAAUAACUGUAUCCAAUACAUUGUAGGCGUUAGAGAGAGG
Molecule: messenger RNA, 660 nt
Organism: Pseudogymnoascus verrucosus
Lineage: Eukaryota; Fungi; Ascomycota; Leotiomycetes; Thelebolales; Thelebolaceae
Gene: MRPS12
Product: 37S ribosomal protein S12, mitochondrial
Exons: 3
Coding region: 54-575 (173 amino acids)
Biological process (GO): translation
Cellular component (GO): small ribosomal subunit; ribosome
Molecular function (GO): structural constituent of ribosome
Source: RefSeq, a predicted model, not a curated record